This is a messenger RNA of Ipomoea nil (Japanese morning glory), 1625 nucleotides long. Its product is annotated as anthocyanidin 3-O-glucoside 2''-O-glucosyltransferase. Bases 78 to 1457 code for a protein of 459 amino acids. The record is from RefSeq and is a predicted model, not a curated record. Lineage: Eukaryota; Viridiplantae; Streptophyta; Magnoliopsida; Solanales; Convolvulaceae. Gene Ontology annotation, molecular function: UDP-glycosyltransferase activity. The transcript is spliced from 2 exons.
AAACACUAUAUAUACUCCAAUAAUUCAACACAAUUGAAUUGAAUUUGCAGAAAGCUAGCUAGCUAGGUAUAGGAAGUAUGGGUUCUCAAGCAACAACUUACCACAUGGCUAUGUAUCCCUGGUUUGGCGUCGGCCAUCUCACCGGUUUCUUCCGCCUCGCCAAUAAACUAGCCGGUAAAGGUCACCGCAUCUCCUUCUUGAUCCCCAAAAACACUCAAUCCAAGCUUGAAUCUUUCAACCUUCACCCACACCUCAUUUCCUUUGUUCCCAUCGUCGUACCGUCCAUUCCCGGCCUCCCUCCCGGCGCCGAGACCACUUCCGAUGUCCCCUUUCCUUCCACCCAUCUACUCAUGGAGGCCAUGGACAAAACCCAGAACGACAUUGAGAUCAUCCUCAAAGAUCUCAAAGUGGAUGUUGUGUUCUAUGAUUUUACCCACUGGCUACCCAGCCUGGCACGGAAGAUCGGGAUCAAAUCAGUAUUCUACAGCACCAUCAGUCCGCUCAUGCAUGGCUACGCUUUAUCCCCGGAGCGGAGAGUCGUCGGGAAACAGUUAACUGAAGCCGACAUGAUGAAAGCUCCGGCCAGUUUCCCGGACCCGUCGAUCAAGCUCCAUGCUCACGAGGCGCGGGGGUUUACUGCUAGGACGGUAAUGAAGUUCGGUGGCGAUAUAACUUUCUUUGACCGGAUUUUCACGGCGGUGAGUGAAAGUGAUGGUUUGGCGUACAGUACUUGCCGGGAGAUUGAAGGCCAAUUCUGUGACUACAUAGAAACCCAGUUUCAAAAACCUGUCCUACUCGCCGGCCCAGCUUUACCAGUCCCAUCCAAAUCCACCAUGGAACAGAAAUGGUCGGAUUGGCUGGGGAAAUUCAAGGAAGGCUCUGUUAUAUACUGCGCAUUUGGGAGCGAAUGCACCCUGCGCAAGGAUAAGUUCCAGGAAUUACUCUGGGGUUUAGAGCUCACAGGAAUGCCAUUCUUUGCUGCCCUGAAACCACCAUUCGAAGCCGAAUCAAUCGAAGCAGCCAUCCCCGAGGAGCUGAAGGAGAAAAUACAAGGAAGAGGGAUCGUACAUGGCGAAUGGGUUCAACAGCAACUGUUUCUCCAGCAUCCAUCUGUCGGCUGCUUUGUGAGCCACUGCGGGUGGGCUUCACUGUCAGAAGCACUGGUAAAUGAUUGCCAAAUCGUGCUUUUGCCGCAGGUAGGAGAUCAAAUUAUCAACGCAAGAAUCAUGAGUGUGAGCCUGAAAGUUGGGGUGGAGGUGGAGAAAGGGGAAGAAGAUGGGGUGUUUUCAAGAGAGAGUGUAUGCAAGGCAGUGAAAGCUGUGAUGGAUGAAAAGAGUGAGAUAGGGAGAGAAGUAAGAGGCAACCAUGACAAGUUAAGAGGUUUCUUGUUGAAUGCAGAUCUGGAUUCAAAGUACAUGGACUCUUUCAAUCAGAAACUGCAGGAUCUCCUUGGAUGAAUGGUUUUAGCUAGGGUUUUGGUUUUCUUGAAAAAAUGCAUAAUAAGAAGUGCAAGCUAAUUAAGAGAAUAUAUAUAUAUAUAUGCAUGCAGGUGUGGUGUGUUUGAGCUUGAUCUGUAUAAUAAAGGAAUUUAUUUAUCAAUGAAAGCAACUGAUAUUUAGGAAUAA